Messenger RNA from Drosophila kikkawai, 4048 nucleotides. RefSeq names its product Dorsal-related immunity factor (gene Dif). Gene Ontology annotation, molecular function: DNA-binding transcription factor activity, RNA polymerase II-specific; RNA polymerase II cis-regulatory region sequence-specific DNA binding. Gene Ontology annotation, cellular component: nucleus; cytoplasm. Gene Ontology annotation, biological process: cellular response to stress; non-canonical NF-kappaB signal transduction; canonical NF-kappaB signal transduction. NCBI's taxonomy places the organism in Eukaryota, Metazoa, Arthropoda, Insecta, Diptera, Drosophilidae. The record is from RefSeq and is a predicted model, not a curated record.
CGCCGACGGACGCGAGUUUCGCUUACCAUUAUUAAGACGAUUUAGUAGAUUUAAUCGCCUAGCAUUUCGCAUAUUGUGCAAGUCGCACGCGACUAUAUAGGCGCCUGUGUGUGUGUUGGUUAAUUAUACGCGACACGACAACUACAAAGUGAACUACAGAUGUGUGUAUAAAUCAAUGUCCGCUCCCAACUGCUGCGGCUGCAGUGCCAAUCAAAAAAUAAAUAGAAAUAAAAACAGAAACAGAAAAAAAAUUAAACAAUAAAAAUAACUAGCCAAACAGCUACGGCGUUUGCUUUGGCAACUCUUGUUUUUGUUUUUAAUUUCUACACAAUUUGGCGCGCUGUUUGUGACUAAGCUUUGGGCUUAUCGCGCAGACAAACAAAAUAAAAGCAAGUGAAUAAUAAAGUUCAAAAUUUAAUCAAUUACACGUGUCAACCAAACAAAGAGAUAAUUCGGUUAUUGUGUCGCCGCAAAGUGCAUUCGAACGGUGCCAAAUAAAUUGAAAAACAUCGUAAAUUAAAACUAAUAAAAUUGUUUUGCAGCAGCAUAAACUCCCCUAAAAGGCAAUCAACAGUGAAAUCCAAUGGCUGAGGAGGAGUAUUUGGGCGAUUUAGAGGAGAUUAUCAAUGCCAGCAUGGGGGUGAACGGAGGCGCCACAGGAGGAGGUGGAGGCGGAGGACAUCACAUACUAUCGCAGUCGACUUCGUUGCCGGUGAUGCCGUCGCACCUGCCGCUUCACUUGCUGAAUCAGAACCAGAACCAGGCGCCGCCGCCAAAGCCAAGUGCCAAGAGUGGACCCCACCUGCGCAUCGUGGAGGAGCCAACGAACAACAUAAUCCGAUUUCGCUAUAAAUGCGAGGGCCGCACCGCGGGCUCCAUACCCGGCAUGAACUCGAAUUCCGAGAACGGCAAGACCUUUCCCACCAUCGAGGUGUGCAACUAUGAUGGUCCCGUUGUCAUUGUGGUGUCCUGCGUGACCAGCGACGAGCCCUACCGCCAGCACCCUCACUGGCUGGUCAGCAAGGAGGAGGCGGAUGCCUGCAAGUCGGGCGUCUACUCCAAGCGCCUGCCGCCCGAGGAGCGGCGUCUGGUGCUCCAGAAAGUGGGCAUUCAGUGUGCCAAGAAGCUGGAAAUGCGCGACUCGCUACUGGAGAGGGAGCGCAAGAACGUGGAUCCCUUUGGGGCCAAAUUCGAUCACAAAGAUCAGAUCGACAAGAUCAACAGGUACGAGCUGCGAUUGUGCUACCAGGCCUUCAUCACAGUGGGACAUACACGGGUGGCCCUGGAUCCCAUUGUCUCCUCGCCCAUCUACGGCAAGAGUAACGAGCUAACCAUCACUCGGCUAUGUAGCUGCUCGGCACCGGUCACCGGGGGCAACGAGAUUAUCAUGCUGUGCGAGAGGAUAGGCAAGGAUGACAUCGAGGUAAGGUUCUACGAGACGGACGCGGACGGUCGGGAAACGUGGCACGCCAAUGCCGAGUUCCUGCCGACGGAUGUCUUCAAGCAAAUGGCCAUUGCCUUCAAGACGCCGCGCUACAGAAAUCCCGAGAUCACACAGAGCGUACAUGUGGAGCUAAAACUGGUGCGACCCUCGGAUGGAGCGACGAGUGCCCCGCUGAAGUUCGAGUACUAUCCGAAUCCAGGUACGGUAACCUUUGCCCGGCUGCAGCGCAAGCUGAAGCGCCGCCAGGAGCUGGACGUGUUCCAGCAGAUCCUCUCCCUUGACAGCGAAUCCGCCACAAAGUACUCGUGUCCGCCGCUGGACUUGGAGGAGGAGAACAACACGGUGUCGUCGGACGACCAGCAGAGUUCUGGAACGCUCAACGAGUUCGAGAUAAUGGUAAAGAAGCUGCAGAUGCAGCAGCGGGGCGAGUCCCACGAAAUGGACGGCGGGACCGUCACCGAGUAUACGGAUAACGAUAACGAGCCUGACAUGGAGAUCGAGCUGGAGGUGCCGCAGUUACUGCCCCAACUGGCGGACGACUGCACCCAGACAUCCACGCCCAUGGAGGAGAUACUGCAGCAUCCCCAGCUGCAAUCGCGUCCGCUGACCAAUGUGGACAAGAUCACCGAGUGGAUGAAGAGCAGCGAGUUUGAGCGAACGGAUAGCUUGACCGUGGAGAACGGAGACACCCAAUCCCUUUCGAAUAGCACCGCUCAGACAGCCUUCACCAAUGUCAGCAGCCUGACGGCCAAUACGACCAUAACGAAUCAAUUGGAGGAAGAGGCCCAUCUGGCCAAUGGCUCCCGCAGGGAUACUCUCGAAAAUCCCGCAGUGAAGGAGCUGCCGGAGGCCGACAAGGAGCCAGAAAUGGUGACGGCCAGUGCCCAGGCCUCCGUGGAUCUGGACGAGAACUUCGAUGAGACCGCCACCUACACGAGCCUUCAGAUAGCUUUCAACAAUCCCAUAGACAUAGCAGCUCCCAAGGAGAGCAGGCAGGGCGGUGGUAUACCGAUGUAUCCACCCACCAAUCCAUUUGGUUCCCUGGAUGAUGCCGAAUUGGUGGUUCUUACGAAUCCACCGGCACCCAGAAUUAAAGUGAAUGCCGCCCAGACCCCAGCCACGCCACCAGACUCUCCGCCCCUGCCGCUGCCACCGCGUACACCUUCGCCAGAUCCUGAGCACAGAUUGCCACCGCUGCCUCCAAAGCCACAGAGAAAUUCCCAAGAUCUGAGCAUUGUCAGUGACUCCAUCUCGAUAAACCGCUCCCGAAACGGCAGCCUUAGCUCCGCCAGAACCACACCCUCGCCCAUUAUCAUAAUGCGAACCCCCGAUCAGAGUCCCACCAAAAGGCAGCCCACGCCAAGCGAGUCGCCCAAGAAGCGCCAGGGAUUCUUCUCCCGAUUCUUUUCCCGACGCAAGAGUAGGGCCGAGGACGAUGAGUCCCUGACACCGGGUGCCAGUCCCAGCAAGCAGGUAUCCGGCAGAUCGAAAGCCACCACACCCACCGGCAGCCGGGAGCCCAGUGUGGCACAUUUUUCCCUCGGCGAUCCCAAUCGCAGUUCCACGAAGUCCAUGCAACCGCUGGGCAAGAGCGAGGGCCGAAACGGCAAGCCAGUGGGUCGUAGCUCAAGCAGUGUGUCCGGCAAGAGGCCAGCACACCUGGACGCGGAUGUGAUUCACAUUCCGUUGAAGGGUGGCGACAGCGAGAACAGCUUGCUCCGCCCGGAGAGCUACUCGAAUGCCAGCACCCUGAGCUACGGACGGCCGCUGGACCGGAAGACGCUCAGCACCCUGCAAUUGGCGGAUAUUCCCAUCAGUGACGGCAACAUGGAACUGGUGGCCAUUGCCGACCGUCAGAGCAUCCGGAAUUUGUGCGAAGGCGCCUAUGGUGUGGUUCUGGAUCCCAGUGUGGAUCUUUCCGAGGCCGAGCACUUUGCGCUGUACACCAGCAAAAGUCCGGAGCCACCGUUUGGUGGCGAGCUGGGCGGAGAUGGCGGAGGAGCAAGUGGCGGCGGCGAUGGGGCGGAAGCAACUGAUUUCCUUAGCGCAGAUGAAAUUGCUCGGCGGCUGGCGGAAGCCAAUGGAUUGCAGUAGAGAACGGGGUUAAGUGGUAACUGAUUUGUGGUUGGAAAGUAUAAAUGUAAACCAUUAAAUGCAUUUAUCUAGAGCAGCAAAAUUGAAUAACCUUUUCCUAAAGAGUUUCGUUUUAAUUUUGAGAUGCAUUUAAAGGUUUUUAUCCACAAAAUGAAAUCAGUUACCCUGAGCUCCAAGCACUAGCUAGUUUAAUCUUUACAAAAAAGCACACAACUAUACAAAACAAAUAUCUUUUCUAGUCGUCUUUUCUCUCUUUCAGUAUUAAUUACCAAAUAUAAUGCUUACACACAAAUUAUCUUCUAGCUUAGAAAUACCUGAGAGAUAUCUCACCGAAACAGAAAACAAGGAAAAUUCGUUUCUAAUCACACAAACCACCUCCGAAUGUCUUUUUAGAAACCCUCACCCAGCACAAUCGUUCGGAGACCCGCAAAGCGGUUGAAAGCCUUAAACGCAGUCUCAUGAGCACCGAUUUCUAUCCAACCAAGCACGCGAAAACGUCCAGUAAGUCCU